This is a messenger RNA of Cannabis sativa, 1440 nucleotides long. RefSeq names its product putative disease resistance RPP13-like protein 1. Lineage: Eukaryota; Viridiplantae; Streptophyta; Magnoliopsida; Rosales; Cannabaceae. The record is from RefSeq and is a predicted model, not a curated record. The coding region runs from base 1 to 1440 and encodes 479 amino acids. Gene Ontology annotation, biological process: defense response to other organism. The transcript has 3 exons. Gene Ontology annotation, molecular function: ADP binding.
AUGGCUGCUGAAGUGGUUGGAGGAGCACUUCUCUCUGCUUUGCUUAAUCCAUUGGUGAAAAAGUUAACUACUGAGGUUAAGGACUUCUUCAAAGGAAAAGAUGCCAUUCUUAAGCUGUUGAAGGAGUUCAAAACUUUGUUGUCCUCUUUUGAUCUGCUGCUCAUUGAUGCCGAGGAGAAGCUAAUCAGAAACCCAAGAGUGCGGAAAUGGCUUGAUGAUCUCAAGGAUGCCAUUUAUGAUGCAGACGACUUGGUUUACAAGAUUGACACUGAAGCAUGGCAAAAGGAAAUGGAUGGUGGUGGUUAUCUAGAAUCUCAUAGCAGCUGCACUUGUACUAGUAAGGCACUCACGAGAUUCAUCUCAUCGACUCCUUUAACUUCUUUUGAUAAGACCAUCAAACCCGAGAUAGAAGAGACGCUUGGGAAAUUGAAGGUUCUUUUAGACAAUAAAUAUAUUGGUUUGAAACGUAUAGAAAAACAAAAACAUCCAGAAAGAGUAUGUACUCCUUCUGUUGAAGAAUCUGAUGUUUAUGGAAGGGAUGAUGAUAAAGAAGCUAUUAUUAAGCUGCUUCUGUCGGAUGGCACAAGUGGUGGUGACAAAUUGUCUGUGAUCCCCAUAGUGGGGAUGGGCGGUAUUGGAAAGACUACUCUUGCUCAACUCGUAUACAAGGAUGACAGAGUUGAAAUUUUUUUUGAUACCAAAGUAUGGAUUACGGUGGGAGAUGACAAAGUUGACUGCAUGAAAGUAAUGAAACUAAUUGUCGAGAAGGUCACUUCUGUAAAAUGUGAAAUUGAGGAGUCGUAUGAUCUUCAAGAAGAAGUAAAGAAGGCUCUGAGUACAAAGAAGUUUCUGUUUGUUGUUGAUGAUGUUUGGGAUGAGGAUCCUUCCAAGUGGGAUGUCUUAAACAGUUGUUUCAAAUCAGGGUUGCAUGGAAGCAGGAUCAUUGUGACGACACGUAGCAAUAAGGUUGCAUCAAUUAUGGGAAAUAAGUUGUCAACUUACUCCCUAAGCACUAUCUCUACUGACAAAGGUUGGCAGUUGUUUGUUAGAUGUGCUACAAUCGAUGUCAACACGCACGAGUACACUGAUUUACAAGUAAUUGGUCGAAAAAUUGUUGAAAAGUGUAAUGGUCUUCCUCUGGCUAUAAAAUCACUUGGGGGUCUUUUACGUGGGAAGCAAAAUAAAGAGGAUUGGGAUGACAUAUUGAACAACGAUAUAUGGGGGUUGUAUGAGAAUGAGAGUGUUGGUAUUCUUCCAGCUUUAUGGCUGAGCUAUUUUUAUUUACCUUCACAUUUGAAGUCUUGUUUCUCCUAUUGUGCUAUAUUUCCUAAAGGUUAUAAGUACACAGAAGAAGAGUUGGUCUUAUUGUGGAUAGGUGAAGGUCUUUUACUUCCUAACAAGAAAGACAGAAUUGAAGAUAUCGGAAAGAAUUUUCUUUAA